Epinephelus moara (kelp grouper) is the source of this 1361-nucleotide messenger RNA. RefSeq lists its product as uncharacterized. The coding region runs from base 62 to 868 and encodes 268 amino acids. Lineage: Eukaryota; Metazoa; Chordata; Actinopteri; Perciformes; Serranidae. The record is from RefSeq and is a predicted model, not a curated record. The transcript has 2 exons.
ACACACACACACAAACAGAGGAAUGAGAUGUGGAGUGUUGCUAUGAAAGAGGCGGAUUUACAUGAAGGACAGCGCAGCAGAGACAACUGGAGUGGAGGAGGGGGAGUCACACUCAUUGGGACAAGAACAUGACUUGAAGAUGAGCUGUCCUCAGGCUGAGUUAGAGGAGGAAUGUCCUCCACCAGAGGAAUUAGAGUGUAAGAUCUGUUACCAACGCUACAAUGCCAACAACCGCAAGCCUAAGAUCCUGGACUGCCUGCACCGGGUCUGCGCCCGCUGCCUCAUUAAGAUCCUGGACAUUGCAGACGGAGCAAGUUUCAUCUCCUGCCCCUUUUGCCGACACCAAACUGAAAUCACAGAGUACGAGGUGUCAGCCCUCCCUGACGAUGCUAUCAUCAUGUCCCAUUUGGCAAUGCGGGACAAAUCCUGGAGUUCCGACCACAACAAGGAGGUGGUCCUGACUCCGACGAGUUUCUCUUCCUCCAGCCCAUCUCAUGACUCCUCCAACUGCCUGGUCAUCACUAUAAUGGAAGUGCAGAGGGACUCACAGCACUCCCCAAGCAGAAAUGGCAGCUCCGAUGUCUAUGCUGAGCAGAGCCUGGACUCAGUCUCGAUGGGCUCCAAUGGGCUGGCUGAUCAGGAUGCCCUGUCCAAGUUCUGUAAUCAUGUCCCACGCAUCCUGGUCUGGCUGCUGGGUUUCUUGUACUUUGGCUCACUGCCUCUAGGAAUCUACUUGUUGGUGAUUCAGAGAGUAACACUGGGCAUUGUAUGUGUGAGCUUGGUGCCAUCAAGCCUGACAGUUUGCCUGGUCUAUGGGUUCUGCCAGUGUCUGUGCCAGGGCAUGUGUGACUGCUCCUCCAGGGGCUGAUAGGAUAUCAGAGGACUGGUAGUGCAAGGAUGGGAUAAAGUCAGCCACAGUCAACAGGUAUUUGAUUUGAUUUGUGAAAAGAAAUGGCAUCAAAAGGUAAAGAGGGUGACCUCUCCUAUAAAGACUUUGCAAGCCUACCAGUCAGUUAUCUUCAUGCAAAUAAUGGGGCUAGUUAAGAGACCUUUAGUAUUGGUCCAGGCUUUUGUUAGGCCAACUGCUGCAACUCAGAGACCAGUUUGGCCCAACAGGAACAGAGCCUCUGACAAGAUGUGUCAGGUGGAGCAGCGCCUGAACCUACAAUUCUGUGAUGUAUUUCUGUAUCCUUUAUCUGUUCUGUGUUGUGUGUAUGACUUAGUCCAUUAAUCUUUGACUUGCAUAAGGACAGCACUGAUAGAGUCCUGGGCCCUCAUUUAUCAACACUGUGUACCCAACAAAAAUCUUGCAUGCAGUCAUCUAUUUUUUUUGUUUUGUUAUUCUCAGGAUGAUAAGUUAA